AUGGCAGAAACGGUGACGGUGGUUGGGAAAGAGCAUUCCAUGUUAAGCGAGCAUCAUACAACGCCGAAGAAAAAAGUAACAUUAACGCUUGCAGAAUGCGGUAGCGGCAACACAAACUCGAAUGAAGAUGAUUCCAUAUUUCGUACGUUAGAGAACUUUACCGCACAGAAUGGAACAGCAAGUCCGAAGCUUCCCACCAUAAAGGAUUUUAGCAUCCUGAAACCGAUCAGCCGUGGUGCUUUCGGGAAAGUGUUUCUCGGUUACAAAAAGAGUGACCAAAACAAACUGUACGCUAUCAAGGUGAUGCAAAAGACGGAAAUGAUCAACAAAAACAUGGUCUCGCAGGUGAUCACGGAGCGGAAUGCUUUGGCACUUUCGCGCAGUCCGUACUGUGUGACGCUCUACUACUCCCUGCAAACGCUGUCCUCCGUGUACCUCGUGAUGGAAUAUAUGGUGGGUGGUGAUCUCAAGUCACUGCUGGCCAUGUAUGGGUUUUUCGAUGAACCUACGGCUCGGUUUUAUGCGGCCGAAAUCUGUCUCGCACUGCAGUACCUACACGGGCACGGUAUCGUUCAUCGGGAUAUAAAACCGGACAACAUGCUGGUGGCCGCAUCCGGGCACGUGAAGCUGACCGAUUUCGGACUGAGCCGUAUCGAAAUGCGACGAGAUUUGGAAAUAUCGGACCUGAUCAACUGCUCUCCGAAUCUGAACGCACGUACACCCGGCCAGCUGCUGUCGCUCACUUCCCAUCUGUCCUUCGGUUCACACGACAAGCGUAUUGUAGCGGAUGUGGCUGCUGCUGGAGUUUCCUCGAACUUGCCAAUAAGGGAGGAAACUUCCGACCAUGAAUCGGACAGCUCGUUCGGCCAAUCACGGCAACAGAACGAUAGCAAAAUGUCCGGUGUAAGUCCGUUCUUUUCUGCCGAACAGAAUGUGAGCACGAGUGAGGAGAUUAAAGCGGUGGUGCCUUCGGAGGUUACGAUUGUAGAGGAAAAGUUCGAUUCGUCUCUGUACUAUACGUGUAAUUCUAGUGAUGAAGGAAAGUCGAGUUCGAGUGGUAGCUGCGAAUCUGUAAAGGAAGUUCGGCAAAGGUUGGGACGGGUUGCAGAACGCACACAGAACAAAGAAAACGCCGACAGUACCAACAGUGGCGAGGAGAAAACCAGACUGAAAGAUCCAUUCGAAUGUUUGAUGGUUUCAAAGAAGACACAUCGAAAUUACACGGAAGAUUCCGGCGUUUCGAGUAGGAAGAGUGAUAUGUCCAACAUACCCUGCGAGCUAUCGGCGAUCGAAAAGGCGGAAAACAACUCGAACAACAGCAACAAAGAUUUCAGUUCGGACUUUUCAAGAAGUUACAGCAUGAGCAACAUAACCGAAAUCUCACACUCACCCGUGCGGAACGGCAUGCGCGGAUUCAAAAGACCCGAAUUUCUUAGGGGCGUUAAACGAGGACGCCACUUAGUGAACCGUAUAGAUUCUUUGGCCUCGGACGGCGACGGUACCAGCACGGGACUGACGCAAGAGAUCGAUGUUCUGGACAUCUGUGGCGAGAUGCACCGAAGCACACCCAAGAAACGCAAAGCAACGUCUCCGAUCAAGGGUGUCCUGAAAGUACGAUCGCUUUCCGACGAUGAGAUGCAAACAGGAGAGAACUUGAUCGCGAAUGUAAUGUUUUCGACGCCCGUCUCGUCGCAAAAGAUACGCCGCGAAGGUGGCCAGCUGGGCAAACUGAAAAGCACACGGUUUCAGCUUCCCUCCUCGAUCGAUCAAUCACGCAAAAUAAAGGCGUACAGUGAGGCACUUCCGCCACAUUUCAUCAAAAUGCCAGACGAAUCGGUAAUGUCACCGAUCUGCACCAACAAUACGGCUACGGUCGGGUGUGACAGUACGACCGGUGCCGAUGUCGUCGGACCAGCGAUCGAGAAUACACCGAAAGCCGUUAAAACACCAUUCCGCACACCGAAAUCGGUGCGUCGGGCACCACUUUUAUCAGACGAGCGAAUACUCGGCACACCGGACUAUCUGGCGCCGGAGCUGUUGUUGCAGCAAGGACACGGUCCGGCGGUGGAUUGGUGGGCACUGGGCGUUUGCCUGUACGAAUUUCUAACCGGCGUACCACCGUUCAAUGACGAGACACCGCAGAAAGUGUUCGAAAACAUUCUCGGCCGGCUCAUCGAAUGGCCAACGGGCGAGGAGUCGCUCUCACCGGAUGCCGUAGAAGCGGUGGAACAGUUGCUCGAAAUGGAACAAACAAAGCGGCCAGCGGCGGACCAGAUGCAACGAAUGGCGUUUUUUUCGUGCAUUGAUUGGAAGAACAUGAACCUGAUGGAGCCACCGUUCAUUCCCCAUCCGGACGAUCCGCAAGAUACUGGCUAUUUCGAGGCACGCAAUAUCAUGCAGCACCUGAAGCUGUCGAACUUUAAUCUGGACGCUUAUUAA
Anopheles marshallii is the source of this 2439-nucleotide messenger RNA. RefSeq names its product serine/threonine-protein kinase greatwall (gene gwl). Gene Ontology annotation, biological process: intracellular signal transduction; peptidyl-serine phosphorylation. Bases 1 to 2439 code for a protein of 812 amino acids. Lineage: Eukaryota; Metazoa; Arthropoda; Insecta; Diptera; Culicidae. Gene Ontology annotation, cellular component: nucleus. Gene Ontology annotation, molecular function: protein serine/threonine kinase activity; ATP binding. The record is from RefSeq and is a predicted model, not a curated record. The transcript has 5 exons.